ACAUAUCAGUUAUCGACGUGGAUACAUUAUUUGCAAGAAAAAUGGAUUUAAGAGACGGUUAUUUAAUGUGUUUAUUUUGUCUAGUUGCUUAUUUGUAUCACUGUAUUCGAGUUAUUCAUGAUGAACUAGAGCACAAGAGUUCUACAAUUGCUGCACUGAAACAAACUCAGGAUGAUAUAGUUAAAGAAGCAGAACAACAAAAGUUCAAGCUUGACGAGCUCCGGACUAAAAUCUCUAUCAACACAGAUGAUAAUCUAGUACUACGAGAAAAGAUAUUAUUGAAUCAUCAUAAUAUCAAAACAAUCGAUGGAACUUUUGUUGACUUAAGAAGAAAUUUGUCUUCUCUACAAAACAUAGUAGAGUCAAAUGUAGGAUAUAUCACGGUAAUGCGGAAACACGAAAUGCAAAUGAACAGAUCUAUCAUUAGAACGAAAACCGAAAAUAAACAACAAAUUGCAGACCUGAACGAGAAAAAUGCACGGCUUCAAUCUGAUCUAAAUGAUGUAAAAGACGCACACGUAGAAACUAAUGCACAAAUGAACCGAUCAAUAAUGGUGCUUCAAAAAAAUGUAUCAUCUUUACAAAACAAAGUAGCCCUAUAUGGAGCCACUAUUACGGAAAUGCAAAGACACGAACUACGAAUGGACAAAUCUAUUAUCAAAAUGAAAACCGAAAAUAUAGAACAAAUUGAAGAUUUGAAAAAGACUAUUGCAAGGCUUCAAUCUGAUCAUCAUGAUGUAAAAUUCGCACACUUCGAAACUAAGGAACAAUUGAUUCAAACAAAAAUGCACUUAAGAAAUGAGUUGCUGUCUUUACAAAAAAAGGUAGAAUCAACCGAAGUGAAUAUUAAGGCAAUAGAGAAAGAAAACUUACAAAGAGAAAGAACAAUUGGAGAAAUGAAAACCGAAAUUAUUAGAGAUUUUAAAGAUGUUUUUGAAAAACUGGCGAAACAUCUUAAAGAUACAUUUGAACAAAUAAUUCAUCAAAUUGAUCAUGUUUAUGAUGUUACUACGCGCAUAAAUGGUAGAAUAGAUGAAUUAGAAGUACGUUUAGAUACAUUAGAAGUACAUCUAGAUAAUUUAAAAGUACAUCAACACGAUACCGGCAUUGUAUGGCUAAUCAAAAAAGGAAUAUCAAAGCUUGCACAGAUAGCAUUGAACUUUUUUCUUGGACCAAUAGCUGGACUCAUUGAGUAAAAUAUAAUAAGCCAUCACUUGUCUUGCCAUUUACUUUUGAUGAAUAAUGCACCUUUGCUGUUUGUCCCUCUGAAAUCGGAAAAAAUAUAGUAAUCAUAAUCAACACCUCUAAUACAUAAUCACAGCUACUGCAUAGCAAGUCAAAACUUUGAAUGCCAAUUUAGAGUUACCAGAAAUUUGGAUAUACCCAACCAGCACUUCAUAUAUGAGAAACUGGCAAUAGAUGCCCUCAAUUUUAGACUUCAUUCAUACAUUUUUGUAUCAUUCAAAAUUAUCAUGAAAUUGUGUGUUCCACAAACAUCACCAGUCUUUCACCUUCAUCUGAUACCUUAAUUACUAAAAUAUAUGCUAUAUAGUUUUAAGAAUUACACCUGUGCGUAGGAAAUGUUUUGCUUUGAAUAUGUUCUACCUUCCAGUAUGUUCUUUUUUUAGCGGGACCGAUUAAGUGGUGAUAUAUCUUACAAAGUCUAUCCAAUUUUUUUGUAGAGAAUUCCGCACAAGCCGGUGCUAGAGUCCGUCUUAAUCUUGCAGCGGGGUGAAAGUUAUUUUUUGCUCCAUGCUGUAGGCCUCACUGUGACUUUGGGAUAAAGAACUUCAAAAACAGUGCUGUUCCUUUGCUUUUUGUUUGUUUCGCGGUGUAUUUACUGAUUUUUUGUCAUGGAUGGACACCCAUAUCCUUUGAUUAUUUAUUAAAAAAAUCUACUAAA
Molecule: messenger RNA, 1903 nt
Organism: Mytilus californianus (California mussel)
Lineage: Eukaryota; Metazoa; Mollusca; Bivalvia; Mytilida; Mytilidae
Exons: 2
Coding region: 42-1196 (384 amino acids)
Source: RefSeq, a predicted model, not a curated record